UGCCAUUUGAACGUUUAUCAUUGCCGUCACUGGGUUUUCAACCCUGCGGGCAGCACGGGCCAACCAAGAAAUCAAAUUCACACAGACAGACGGAGAAGGUGAACCAGCUUUAGUGGAGGAAAAUGGUUGGACAGACUUAUCAAGUUAAUGACAUUGACUUCAGCAAUUAUUUUGAAAAUUAUUCAUAUGAGUACGAUUUAGGUCCCGAUGUAUCUCCCUGCAUACCCAUGGUGAAAGCUUCGGUCAAUAUUGCACUUACUGUUGUCUACAGCCUGGUGUGUUUCCUCGCCGUGAUGGGGAACCUGGUGGUGAUGAUCGUCAUUCUUUACAACCGAAAUGUGAUCUCGUCCAUGGACGUCUACCUGCUCCAUCUGGCCACGGCUGACCUGCUCUUUGCUGUCACUCUGCCCUUCUGGGCAGUGGAUGCCACGUUUGGGUGGGUGUUUGGCGAUGCCAUGUGUAAGGUUGUCAGCAUGCUCCAGGAGGUGAACUUUUACAGUGGCAUCCUGUUGCUGGCCUGCAUCAGUGUUGACCGUUACUUUGCCAUCGUCCACUCUGCCCGCUCCCACAGACAGAAGCAGCCAUUCCUGAUCAAACUGGUCUGUGCUAUUGUGUGGAUGCUGGCUGUUCUCCUGUCUUUACCCAUCCUCUACAAGGGCAAGUUCAACUACGACAGAAAAGUCCUGUGUUACGAGUUACUCGAUGGUGAAUCGGCCCUAAUAUGGAAAAAGACCACCAGGAUUUUGCGACUUAUUAUUGGGUUUCUCAUCCCUCUGGGAAUCAUGAUCUUCUGCUACAGUGUCACGCUCCUGAAACUGUAUCAAAUGAAAGGUUUGCAGAAGCAGAAAGCCAUGAAGGUCAUUAUCGCCGUGGUGCUCGCAUUUCUCAUUUGCUGGCUGCCCUACAAUAUCACCGUGUUUGUUGACACUCUGAUGAGAAGCAAGCUCAUCGCUGAGACUUGUGACAGGCGCAAUCACAUCAAUCGGGCUCUGUCUGCAUCUCUGUGUCUGGGAUUCCUGCACUGCUGCGUGAACCCACUCUUGUACGCCUUCAUCGGGGUGAAAUUCCAGAGGAACCUGGUCAAAGUCUUGGCUAAGGCGGGUAUUGUUAAGCAAACUCUUGUAUCGAGGUACAGGAGAUCUGUUUCAUCUGUCUCUGAUUCUGGGCUUAUUUCAACCAGCGUGUACAUUACAUAUGAUGGAAGUGCUCGGGCCAGUAAGUAAGCGUUAGCAGAUGGACUGGGACUGAUAUGAACAGCAGUCCUGUUCUGGGAAUGACUGAGCAGCUGGUGAGAGGAACAAGGUUAACAGUGCAGGCUUCUGCCAAUAUUGUGGGGCUUCAACAUUUGUCCUUUGCAUUGAUUCUCUGUUGUCUU
Molecule: messenger RNA, 1375 nt
Organism: Hypanus sabinus (Atlantic stingray)
Lineage: Eukaryota; Metazoa; Chordata; Chondrichthyes; Myliobatiformes; Dasyatidae
Product: C-X-C chemokine receptor type 2-like
Exons: 2
Coding region: 123-1223 (366 amino acids)
Biological process (GO): neutrophil chemotaxis; immune response; G protein-coupled receptor signaling pathway
Cellular component (GO): membrane
Molecular function (GO): C-X-C chemokine receptor activity
Source: RefSeq, a predicted model, not a curated record